Molecule: messenger RNA, 2048 nt
Organism: Culex pipiens pallens (northern house mosquito)
Lineage: Eukaryota; Metazoa; Arthropoda; Insecta; Diptera; Culicidae
Gene: speck
Product: arylalkylamine N-acetyltransferase 1
Exons: 5
Coding region: 737-1609 (290 amino acids)
Molecular function (GO): N-acetyltransferase activity
Source: RefSeq, a predicted model, not a curated record
AAAGAAGCCAAGAAAAAAAAGCGAAAGAAGAGAUAAACGACAAGUGAUAAGGUAGAUAGCAAAAGAUUUCCUCGUGUACUGUAACUUUUUUUUUGUUGUACUUUGCUCUCGUCCAACUUUUGCACGUUCGGGGGAGGAUUGGCGCUUUCCCGAAGCGACUGUGAUAGCAGAACACCAGCCAGCCGUUUUGGUGAAUCUUCCCAGUCAGCAGCAGUUUCAGUUGAUGCGACGUCGUCUACGGUGAAGGAUGUGGUGAUUUGGUUUGGCUCAAAGGUGUACUUGAAAAUUAGUGGCCUAGAAUUUAUCGCGAGAAAAAAAAUUGCCCGCGCUAAUUUUAAAUCACGCUGUUUUGAGAAAAAAGCAACAAAAUUCCCAUUCAUCGUUCAGCAGACGGCUUUGUAGUGAUUGGAAUUAUCGCGAUUCGAGUGGCUGCGGUGAAAGAAGAUUAUUCGCGGUCAGCAAAAGAUUAGUGCGCUAUCUCUGCAGUGAAAUAAAUAUAAAAACGGUAAAACGAGACGAUCAGAAAACCAUAAGUUCGUAAAUUGAUUGCAUGCAUUUGUCCAUCUGUGUUCACGAAACGAAGUUCACCAUCAGUGUUUAAUUUUUUUGUACUGUUCGGUAGUCCCGUCAUUUCUAGAGUUCACCCAAUCAUUUUUGUGUUUGUAUUCGCGAUCAAUCACAUUUACGUAUAAUCAGUCGUGUUUGAAUCGAUUCGUGAUAUCCGAAACCAGACGCAAUGGAGAUCGAAAUCCAGAACCACAUUGCUCACUUGGGCAAAUUCAGUGUCAAGAAAAGUGAAAAUGACUGCCUUCUGGAUGAGGCGUGCACGAUGCUUUCGGAGCUGCUGCCCCCUCUCGGUCGUAUGGCUUCCAAGAUGUCGACCGGCAUUUCGGGAACAACGGAAAAGUCUUCCCUAGCCAAGCUGGACUCGGCCGAACUUGUCAGCAGCCCGACGGACGAGAUUGACACCAACAUCUCGAUUGAGUUAAUUACGGAGGACGACGCCGAGGAGGUCCUGAAAAUGCUCAAAAAGUUUUUCUUCAAGGACGAGCCUUUGAACACCUUCGUUGAUCUGGGUGAAUGUAAGGAACUUGAGAAAUACUCCACCAAAAGUCUUCACGAGCAUUGCUCGUUCAAAGCAGUAAACUCUCGAGGAGAAAUCGUGGGAGUUAACAUCAACGGCUUGAUCAACCGUCCGAAGGAAACUGACGAACCUCCGGCGAAGCUGGCAGAUGUUUGUGCUCAUCCCAAGUUCAAGAAGAUCAUGGCACUGAUGGACCAUGUGGAUGAAAACUUCAACAUUUUCGAUCUGUACCAGGACGUUGAUCGUUUGUUGGAUAUUAAAAUCAUGUCCGUAGAUAGUAACUACCGAGGAUUGGGAAUCGCUGGAAAGCUUACUGAUCGAACCAUGCAGUACGUGAAGGAUAACAACAUUAAAUUGGUGCACGUGUUGUGUAGCAGUCACUUCUCGGCACGGGUCAUGGAGAAAAUGGACUUUCAGGAGGUGUACAAUCUACCCUAUCAGGACUAUCUGGUCAACGGCGAACAAGUGUUCGAUCCGGCCAAGCCACAUGUGGCGGUUCGAAUUCUGACUAAGAGAAUCAACUGAAGUACAAAAUUGAACUGAACAAAUCAAUUGUGACAAAAGCAUUAAUCAAUUAAAGUAGUCUUUUGGUUUAGUUUGAUAGUGCACAACUAUAUUAGGGCCUUUGAUGGAAGAAGUUGCAAGACGUAAAAAAUGCAUUUAAAUGUUAGCUACGCACUUUUUACAAUAUUAGCAGUAUGCAAUGUCAAUUGAGGACAUAUUAAAGGUCGCUGUUUAAAAUAAUAUCGCUAAACUGAUAUUGUCAUUCUGCAGUGUUAUGCAAGAUGUGAUAUUAUGGAAACGAAAGCAUAGCUGAUCCUAUUAAUUUAAAUUAGAGAAACUGACAAAACCGUACUAUUAUUUAUAUUUGGGAAUAUAUGUGUAACUUAUUGAUAUUGAAAAAUACAUUUUGCAUAACUGUAAGCACAAGCAAUGAAUGUCGAAAUAAAUGUGAAAAUAUUUA